This is a messenger RNA of Scleropages formosus (Asian bonytongue), 3530 nucleotides long. RefSeq lists its product as uncharacterized. The record is from RefSeq and is a predicted model, not a curated record. Gene Ontology annotation, cellular component: cytosol; cytoplasm. Gene Ontology annotation, biological process: peptidyl-tyrosine dephosphorylation; negative regulation of JUN kinase activity. NCBI's taxonomy places the organism in Eukaryota, Metazoa, Chordata, Actinopteri, Osteoglossiformes, Osteoglossidae. Gene Ontology annotation, molecular function: MAP kinase tyrosine phosphatase activity; MAP kinase tyrosine/serine/threonine phosphatase activity; protein tyrosine/threonine phosphatase activity. The coding region runs from base 100 to 2775 and encodes 891 amino acids. The transcript has 4 exons.
GCGUGCGCGCGAAGGCGAACGGGACGCCGCGAUUGUCGCAGCUCACGCAGCACGAUGAGGACCCGGCGCAGGAACGGAUCGUAACGUGCGGGACCCCAGAUGCCUCCACUCCCUCUCGACGAGCGCAUAGUGGUCAUACAGCGCCCCAAGAGCUUGCCCUUGCGUGUGGGCUCUCCCCCAACCACCUCCCAGCAGUCCCACAGCGCCUCCCUCAGAAGCGAGCCUCCACCUUCUAAGCCCCAGCCCCUCCCCCGUCACUCCCGUCCCCACCCCUCCUCCUCGUCGUCCUCCUCCGAGCGCAAACGCAGGUCCCCUCGCCGGCGCUCGAAGGGAGCGCGGGAAGACGGCGAGCGCGGCGACUUCCACCCUCAGCACAGCAACGGAGCCGUGAUCCUGGGAUCUGGGCAGCAGAAGCACACGCACACCAUAGACAUUAAGUUUUCCCUGGGUGCUGGGGGAGGCGCCCGAGAAGCGCUCUCAGGGAAGGCGCACGGCGGCAGCUUGGGCCGCAGCAGUAGCCUGAAGGGCAGCAGAGAGAAGAAAGUGUCUGUGCGUGUGGAUCUGGGGCAGGGUGACAAGAGAGGUGGCAGAGCCCAGGCGAAGACCGAAGAGGCGUUACAGCAACUGCAGAACAGCUCUCAGGGCAAGAAGAAAGUUCCGCAAGACACCCAUCAUCCGAACGAGCAGCGUGCUCGUCCCGGAGAGAGAAUCGGGCCGGCCGAGCCCGGGAAGGAGCGAGACGAAGACCCGCCCCCUCAGGCUUACCCCGCCAACAGCAGCUUGUCUUCCCAGGCUCUGCGGGAGGUGGCGUGUGCAGGGAACAAGGAGAACUCCAAACUGGGACCAGUUCACCAACCGCCCAAGCCCCAGUGCCUACCCCGCCAGCACGCUUCGAUCCCUGUGCCCCACGCGUCAGUCCUAAACAGCCGCCACCCUGCCUUAGCCCCGCUCUCCUGCAAUUCCGCCGCCCCUCUCCACCAGCAGCUCGGCCAGCCGCACGCGUUCCGGAGCCGGGAGCUCCCGGCGCCUCACCUCCUCGCGCUCGCCAGCUCGCGCAGCUCCUCUAGGGGCGGGGCUUUCCCCAGUCCGGACCAUACUUGCGCCCUCGGCCUCUCCCACCCCUUCAACUGUGGCUGCUGGAAGCCGGUCCGGUCCGGUGGCGGAGCUGGCCGGCCCGGAGGGUGCCAGGGUGGUCCUGGCGUGGGCAGGGGAAGCAUGGGGCUGAAAACCCUGGGAGGAUGUCUGUCUACCUCAUCCACCACUAACACCUCGUCAUCCAACAGCACCGUGUCCGACUGUCGUACCGGGCCCCUCAGGCCCUUGGGCUGCGUCCUCUGCUCGGGCAGAGGGGGCGGUUUCGAGAGCCCGGCUGCAUUUCGGAAGAAGCUCGUCGGGGGCUGCCUGCCAUGUGCACCCCUCUCAUCCUCCGCUCCUCUGCGCGCCUUCCAAAGUUGCGUUGGGGGCUGCAACCCGAAGAACAGCCAGGCCGGCAGUUCUACCUGCAGCUACUGCAGCAGCGACCCUAUAGUGGUGACCUACAACCCCCGCAGAGGGAAACUGGGUGGGGCAGGCCAAGCCGGGGGGCUACGCACAGCAGGGAUAUACUCGGCGGAUGAUGACGACUACAGCGUACGCAGCAUCUGGCCUGAGGAGCUGGCGAAGAAGAUGACUCGCUCCAAAGUCGAGCAGAACCAGCAGGUUGUCGGAUUGGGUCGGGGUCCCGCAGAUACGUGUGAGAGCCAGAAGCAGAACGGCACCAGUCCUAUGGUCCUAGACUGCCGGAACCUACUGGAGUUCACCCGAUCUCAGCGGACGGACCACGCAGGUCGCCGACGUCUCCAGCAGGGGAAAAUGGCGGUCCUCGAUUUCAUUGGCUCAAGCUCAGGUCGCGAUGUGGGCCACGACUCGCUCAAGAGGCUCUGGACCAAAGGCGGAGAGCACUACGAGGGUGAUUCUAACGGUUUUGGCGAUGGCACCUUGCCCCACUGCCCCUCAACCACCUCUCCCACCAGCCAGUCCCCAGCCUCCUUCUCUCCUCCACCCUCAGCCCACACCACCCUCACGAAGGCCCGGGACAGAGAGGCGGAGGGGGGCCACUCGGUCCCUUCGCACCCCCUCCCCACGGCCCAGUCGCUGCACCUGAUUCCGAACUCACUCGGCCAAGACCAAGACGAGGAGGGCAGGAAAGCGCUCCAGCACGACCCCGGGCUCUCGCUGCCCCUCUCCUCCUUCCUCCCUUCCUCCCUGUCGGAGGAGACGGAGCUGAGCCCUGACGUCGAGAACGCGCCCCUCAGCCCCAUCCUGCCCUUCUUGUUCCUGGGGAAUGAGAGAGACGCCCAGGACCUGGAGCUGCUGCUGCGUCUCAACAUCGGCUUUGUGGUGAACGUCACCACCCACCUGCCGCUCUACCACCUGGCUACUGGCCUGGUGCGCUACAAGCGCCUGCCCGCCACCGACAGCAGCAAGCAGAACCUUCGGCAGUACUUCGAGGAGGUGUUCGAGUUCAUCGAGGAGGCGCACCAGAGCGGACGGGGGGUCCUGGUGCACUGCCAGGCCGGGGUUUCCCGUUCCGCCACCAUCGUCAUCGCCUACUUGAUGAAGCACACCCUGAUGACCAUGACGGAUGCCUACAAGUACGUGCGAAGCCGGCGGCCCGUGGUCUCGCCCAAUCUCAACUUCAUGGGGCAGCUGCUGGAGUUCGAGAGGGACCUCAAUUCGGGCGUCACCCCGCGCAUCCUCACACCCAAGCUCAGCGGCCUGGAGACCCAGGUCUGAGAGGCACCAGCUGAGGAAGAGAGUAGGGCCAGGACAAGGAGUGCUGGAGGAAGAGAAGGAGGAGGUGGAAGGAUAAAAGAGGGAGGAGGAGGAGCGCAGUAAAAGCCCAGGAAAAGGAGAAAUAAGGAGAGGGAGCUGGAGAUGCUGACUGUGAGGAAUUAAAGUCAAUCUUUUGCUGAUUAUACUAAGACAAAAAGAGGCAGGGGAAGCAACAGAUGGAAUAAAGUGGUACUGUGGAGAACAGGAUUAUGGACGAUCCUCUUAAAGCUUAAGAUGUAUAUCUGCUGCUACCGGGCUAAAAUUUGCAAUGGACGAAGAGAAAGAUGCUGGUAUUUGACUGCAGUUUAAGAGUUUUUCUGCUGGUAAAUUCAGUUUUUUUAAAUUUUUUUUUAUUUUUAUUGCGAUGCUCUGGUGGAUGGGAAAUACUUGUAUUAUUUAUAUUAUUUUAAUUUCGGAGGGUGUGCAAUAAAUCUGUAACUUACAAAGCGCACUGAGAUUUAAAGGAGCCAGUAUAGGAUUCCACACUACUACGGUAUGGUUUUAAAACGAAAAGUACGCGAGCAAAAAUGAUUCCAGUUAGAGCAGACUAACGUCGACCAAAUUACAGUGUAAGAUGAACAGAAUUUACAGGCUUCCGGUGAACAGAGAGGAGUUAUGCAGUAAGGAGUUAAAGGUUUCGUACGAUGCCACGUGCACAUCCCAAGUCCUUUAUUCUGUGUUUUCUGGCCUUCAGCAAAAUUUUUGUUAUAUUAUGA